UAUGGUUGGGACACGAAAGACAUAGCUCGUCAAUAAGAAACUGUCAAAUCUGUUUAGGCUAUUAGUUCUACAUAAUUCAUAAAGUGUUUGAUAAAGUGUCAAACAAAUUACAAUUAAGAUAUAGUGAACAAAUGAGUAUAUUCUCCGUUAGGUCGUAGUUGAAAGGUCGCAGCUAGUUUAACAUGUCUGCGCCCACGAGCACAUCAUCUUGAAGGAGAUGUGGAGGUCCGUCUGUGGCCUCUCUGUGAGGGCAGCAGAGAGGGCAAUACACAGAAAAUGUUCACGUAGGCUCUAUGCUCACAAUGCGGAAAAACCUCCUCCUCAAUCUACUCCCCGGACCCAGGCGGAGAAAGAGAGGCGGAGGAGAGAUAAGGAGGAGGCCAUACUGAGCAGUCAACACAACAAUGUUGAAGAUCAAGGAAUGAAAUGGAGUGAGAAAGAGAGGAUAGCGUACAGUGUUUCGACACCUCCUGGGGAGAAGAAAGACACCACCCUGCCCUUCCCUUCGUCCUACAGCCCGGAGUAUGUGGAGACCAGUUGGUACUCGUGGUGGGAGAAAGAAGGCUUCUUCACCCCAGAGAUCAAUGACAGACUGCCACAUGCUGUGAAUCGCUCCUUCUCAAUGUGUAUCCCUCCGCCUAACGUGACUGGCACGCUGCACGUCGGCCAUGCACUCACAGUGGCCAUAGAGGAUGCAUUGGUCCGCUGGAGGAGGAUGCAGGGCUACAAAGUUGUCUGGGUACCAGGCUGUGACCAUGCAGGCAUCGCUACGCAGACGGUGGUGGAGAGGAGGUUGUUUAGGGAACGAGGGAAGCGAAGACAGGACCUCAGCAGGGAGGAGUUUCUAAAGGAGGUGUGGACGUGGAAGAAAGAGAAGGGAGAGGAGAUCUAUCACCAGCUGAGGGAACUUGGUGCGUCUCUGGACUGGAGCAGAGCCUGCUUCACCAUGGAUCCAGGCUUCAGCAGUGCUGUGACCGAGGCCUUUGUAAGGCUGUGUGACUCUGGUCUGAUCUAUCGCUCUGAGGGGCUGGUCAACUGGAGCUGUGCUUUGGAGUCGGCCAUCUCUGAUAUAGAGGUUGACUCCAAGCAGCUGUCUGGCAGAACCCUGUUGUCUGUCCCUGGCUACCAGAACAGGGUGGAGUUUGGGACCAUGGUCACCUUUAGCUACCCUAUAGACGGCCAGGAUGGAGAGGUGGCAGUGUCGACCACUCGUCCUGAGACCAUGUUGGGUGAUGUGGCCAUCGCUGUGCAUCCUGAGGACCCUCGAUAUCAGGCUAUUCAUGGUAAACAGUGCAGACACCCAUUCGCUGACCGACUCUUACCCAUCAUCACUGACACUAUGGUGGACAUGGAGCUGGGUACAGGUGCUGUAAAAGUUACUCCAGCUCACGACCACACUGACUUCCUGCUUUCCCAGCGGCACUCUCUUCCUCGCCUCACUGUGAUUGGAGGAGACGGCACAAUGACCCCUCUCUGUGGUCAAUGGCUGGAGGGAGUGAAGCGUUUUGAUGCCAGAGAACAAGUGAUCGAUGCACUGACAGAGAAGAUGCUGUUCAGAGGGAAAAGGGAUCAUGCCAUGUCUUUACCUGUCUGCAGUCGUUCUGGGGAUGUCAUUGAACCUUUGUUGAAGAAGCAGUGGUUUGUGCGUUGUGGAGAGAUGGCCCAGAGAGCCAUACAGGCAGUAGAUGAGGGACAGUUAGAGAUCAUUCCUCACUUCUACACCAAAACAUGGAGUAGCUGGCUCUCCAACAUCAGUGAUUGGUGCAUAUCCAGGCAGCUUUGGUGGGGUCAUCAGAUUCCAGCCUAUCGAGUGACUCUCUCAGAUUCCACUGACACUCAGGAGGAGCUCUGGGUCUGGGGCAGGAGUGAGGAGGAGGCCAGAGAGCGGGCUGCUGGGAAAUAUGGAGUGACUGCUGACGCCAUUACACUGACUCAGGACCCUGAUGUAUUGGACACCUGGUUCUCCUCAGGGCUCUUCCCAUUUGCCAUGUUGGGCUGGCCACAGCAGACAAGUGACCUGAGGCAAUUCUACCCCAACACUAUCCUGGAAACAGGAAGUGACCUCAUCUUCUUCUGGGUGGCCAGGAUGGUGAUGCUUGGCACAGAACUGACUGGGCAGCUACCCUUCAAACAGGUGCUCCUCCACUCUCUGGUGAGGGAUAAGCAUGGCAGGAAGAUGAGUAAAUCUCUGGGAAAUGUCAUCGACCCUUUAGAUGUUAUCUCUGGCAUCUCUCUGGAGAGGCUCCAAGAGAAAGUGGAGGAGGGCAACCUAGACCCCCGUGAGAGCAUGGUCGCCAUGGAAGCGCAGAGGAAAGACUUCCCGAAGGGGAUCCCAGAGUGUGGUACUGACGCGCUCCGCUUCGCACUCUGCUCUUACAAGGCCCAGGGUGAGGACAUCAGUCUGUCCGUGUCCCAGGUGCUGAGCUGUAGACACUUCUGUAACAAGAUGUGGCAGACAGUGAGAUUCACGCUGGGUGUCCUGGAGGACCGAGGGGCUGAACUGGGAACAGUGGAACAGACCUCUCCUCUGAACAGUAUGGACCAGUGGGUUUGUUCUCGGCUCUAUAGCACGGUGCUGCAGUGUGAGCAGGGCUUUGAGAGAUAUGAACUCCACUCUGUUACCGCUGCCCUGCACUCCUUCUGGCUGCACAGCCUCUGUGACAUCUACCUGGAGUGCAUCAAGCCAGUGCUGAGCCAGGACUCUGGCGCCGGGGCAUUGGGUGUGAUCGACACAGUGCACACUGGGAGAGGUAGCCAGAGAGAGAAGCAGGUGGUCAGGGCUGUUCUCUACCACUGUGUGUCUGUCUCUCUGGCCCUCCUCUCUCCCUUCAUGCCCUUCCUCACUGAGGAGCUGUGGCAGAGGCUCUACCUUCUCAAGGGAGAGGGUGGUGAUAGCGCCGGGGCUAGCUUGUGUCUACAGCCAUACCCACAGUCUUCACAACUGGCACACUGGCACUUCCCCCAGGAGGAAGCAGACUUCACUCUGGUCCAGGAAGUGGUGAGAGUAGCCAGGUCCCUCAGGGCCCAGUGUGGCAUGACCAAGGAGAAGCCUGACAUGUGGGCCGUGUGUUCGCCCAGCCAAGCCCAGAUCCUGGUCCACUUUGGCCCAGCUGUACGAACCCUGGGGCGAAUCACCAAGCUCCACCUCCACUGUCCUCAGGGGGCCGGCUCCCUGUCCUUCCCGUCGGCUCCCCCUCCCCCUAAAGGCAGUGCUGUGGGUGUGGUCGACCACUCCUGUCAGUUACACCUCAAUGUUCAGGGCGGUGUGAAUGUGAGCAAACUUAGUCUCCAGCUCUCCCAACGCAGAGAGAAGCUCCUCUCUAAACUGGAACGGUCCCUCUCUCGAACCCGUGUGCCAAACUACUUCCAGAAGGUCCCAGAGCGAGUGAGGAUAGAGACAGAGAACAAAAUCUCAGCCUUGGAGCAGGAGCUGAGGAACAUUGAGGAGCAGCUGUCAGCACUACAGGGACCUCCAAAACACAACUCUGGUCAAAAGUAGUGUACUAUGUAGGGUUUUUCACUAGUUCCCACAGUCAAAGUUAAAUAAAAUUAAAAAAUGCACAUUUUUGUUUUCAUUCAUUUUUUAAAUUGGGGUUAGCCAAUUUAUUUUAAAUUGGGGUUAGGAAUAAGGUUAGCAGUGUGGUUAGGUUUAAAAUCAGAUUUUAAGAAGAGACAUUUUAGAACUAGGCGGGGUUAACAAGUGAUGACCACUGUGAGGAAUAGGACCCUGGUCUAAAGUAGUGCACAACGUAGGGAAUAGGGUGCCAUUUGAAACACAAUAACAGUGAGAGAUGACCUCCCUCUACAUGGACAACUUGACUGUCUACAGUGUCUGUCUGCAGGGAUUGAACUCUGGAUCGGACAUUGAUUAUAUCAAUCAUGGACUACCAGGUUUUCUGCCAUUGAACACCAAGAACUGCAGGCCCUGGAAUAACUACAGUGGUGACCCUACCCCUAAUUACAGUGGUGACCCUACCCCUAAUUACAGUGGUCACCCUACCCCUAAUUACAGUGGUGACCCUACCCCUAAUUACAGUGGUGACCCUACCCCUAAUUACAGUGGUCACCCUACCCCUAAUUACAGUGGUCACCCUACCCCUAAUUACAGUGGUGACCCUACCCCUAAUUACAGUGGUGACCCUACCCCUAAUUACAGUGGUGACCCUACCCCUAACUACAGUGGUCACCGUACCCCUAAUUACAGUGGUGACCCUACCCCUAAUUACAGUGGUGACCCUACCCCUAACUACAGUGGUGACCCUACCCCUAAUUACAGUGGUGACCCUACCCCUAAUUACAGUGGUGACCCUACCCCUAAUUACAGUGGUGACCCUACCACUAAUUACAGUGGUCACCGUACUCCUAACUACAGUGGUGACCCUUGCUUGAAGUCAAGCCAUAUAGGCAUGAAUGUAAAAUAAUACAUUAUUCAAAUAAUACCACUUGUCUGUCAUCAAAAAACAGCAUACUCUAUCCCAGGGUUCCCCAGCCGAAUUUGGCCCGCUGGUGAUUUUUUUGGGGCCCCCAAGUUCCAAGCAAAAGUGUUUAAAUGUUGUUUUUUUUUUUUACAUAAAAGGCUAUAAAACACCAGAAAAUCAGCUGCAAGUUAUUUUAAUUUUGGAAAUGUGUUCCAAAGUAUUCCCACAUAUAAUAGAGAGAUAUGUUAGCGUAUACAAAUGUAAGCAAAGGUUUGACAUGAUUGUUUUAGUCAAAUAUUACACAGAACAAAAAAAAUGUAUGCGACAUGUAAAGUGUUGGUUUCAUGAGCUGAAAUAAAAGAUCCCUGAAAUGUU
Oncorhynchus nerka (sockeye salmon) is the source of this 4793-nucleotide messenger RNA. RefSeq names its product valyl-tRNA synthetase 2, mitochondrial (gene vars2). Gene Ontology annotation, molecular function: ATP binding; valine-tRNA ligase activity; aminoacyl-tRNA deacylase activity. Gene Ontology annotation, biological process: valyl-tRNA aminoacylation. Bases 218 to 3499 code for a protein of 1093 amino acids. Gene Ontology annotation, cellular component: cytosol. The transcript is spliced from 30 exons. The record is from RefSeq and is a predicted model, not a curated record. Lineage: Eukaryota; Metazoa; Chordata; Actinopteri; Salmoniformes; Salmonidae.